Molecule: messenger RNA, 2217 nt
Organism: Podospora anserina S mat+
Lineage: Eukaryota; Fungi; Ascomycota; Sordariomycetes; Sordariales; Podosporaceae
Exons: 3
Coding region: 1-2217 (738 amino acids)
Molecular function (GO): FAD binding
Source: RefSeq, a predicted model, not a curated record
AUGUCUAGCCCAGAUGACCCAUUCAAAAUCAUUAUUGUGGGAGGGGGGAUAGCAGGUUUGACACUCGCCAAUAUGCUGGAAAAGUUUGAGAUUGACUACAUCUUGCUGGAAGCUCGCGACAACAUCGCACCGGCAGUGGGCGCGAGCAUCGGCCUGUUUCCUAACGGGCUGCUGAUUCUCGACCAGAUAGGAUGCUACGAGCCAGUCCGAGCAGUCGCUCAGGGCGACAGUGUCAAGUACGCGCACAUGCGCCGUCCAGACGGCAGUUCCGUGUCCUGCACUGAGGAUCUCUUUGCGCACCUGAAGAAGAGACACGGUUACGAGAUGCUGUUUUUUGACAGACAGUGGCUUCUUCAAGUCCUUUUUGAUCAGCUGCGGCAUAAGGAGCGGAUUGUGCUCAGCAGCCGUGUAGAGGCUAUCGAACAAUCUGGCCGUGAGAUCAGCGUGACAACCAAGGCAGGAAAGAAACACACCGGUAGCAUUGUGGUAGGCGCCGACGGAGUUCACAGCACGGUGCGUCACGAGAUGAGACGGCUCGCCAGUCUAUCAAACAACCCAACGUCCUUCCCGUCUGAGGAUGAAGAGCAAACUGUCCCAUGUCACUACCAGUGCAGCUUUGGAAUCGCCAAACAUGUCGAAAACUGGCCAGAAAAAAACCAGUCAUUCACGUCUGGGGAGGGAUACUCGUUUCUGGUGGCAUCGGGGCCCGACAACAGAGUGUAUUGGUUCAUGUUCAAGCGUCUACCUGAAGUGAAAUACGGCAAGGAUAUUCCAAGAUACACGAAACAGGACGAGGAGGAUUUCGUCCAGCAGCACGCCCACGUCCGGAUCACAGAGGAUUUGACGUUUGGACGGAUUUUUGAAAACAGGAUCUCGUCGACUUUGACACCACUUCACGAGAUAGUAUUUAAGAAGUGGUUUUGGGAAAGAAUGAUUUUGAUGGGAGACAGCGUACACAAGGUGGGUUUCACAGUAAAGACAGGACGAUCCGGACUGACAGUGUCUCACGUAGCCAAACCCCAUUGGUGGCAUGGGUGGAAACGGCGCCAUCGAAACGGCAGCCGAGUUUGUCAACUCUCUGCUCAGAGCAAGAGACAGCCGUCUGAAUGGACUGUGCGGCUUGACAACAGCAGAGAUCGAGGCCAUCUCCAAGCACACACAGGACGCGCGCCACUUCUCACAAAACUCGUUCUUAAUCUUGUUGUUCCCCUGAGCGGGCUUGAACACCACCUUGGCCAGAUGGGAUCCAGGCUGCUUGCCAGCGCAAAGCUGGAUUUUCUGCCAGUGCCCACCAGACCCAGGGCCGUGCCAUAUGACCACGAGUUACCAGCAAAACCAAUCCGAGGAUGGCCGCUCGCAAUGACCAAGGCGGUGUUCUGUGUUGGAAUGGGGUUGGGAUUGGGGUACCCCUUUCAACCUUUGUCAGUGCUGAAUUCUCAGUUGCAACGGGCUUAUUCGCUGUCACAAACAAUCUCGCCGCUCCUGAUGUACACUCUUGAGGGCCAUCGAGCUGGCAACAAGGGCACGCUCCUCUCAUUGCCCAGCCUAUUUGUGGCUGGCAUACAGACUAGGCGGGUGGGAAUGGCAACGAUUGCUCCUCUACAUGGGAUCAUAGCCGCACUUCAGUCGUUCAAGGCUCCCCCAGGUCGGUGGGUCGGCGUGUAUGUUGCGAGAGCACUGAUGCCUGCACUCUCUCUGGGAUAUGUUAUUCCAACACUCUUUGCACUGAGCCCAACCUGGGGAGCAUCCCAAGGUGUUGUUUCCAGUGGCUUCGCAAUAGGGGCGCCUUUGCUUGUUCCAGUUUUGACCACAGCGCUUUCCAGAUGGUGGGAAAGCAGGAGCACAGCGUAUGCAGAAGACUUUGAGAGGUACAAGAAAGACGAUGUUUCGGCAUUGAAAACGGUCUAUAAACUGGCUGUCGUAUCCCAGGCUGCUGCCCACAUCAUGUUUGUGGCUCAUGCCUACUUCUGCUUGAAGACCACACCACCUCAACUGAUCAGUCUGCCCUUUUCACUGAGUGGGGCAGUGGGAUUCUUGGGAGAGACUUUGUAUUCAAUCCUUGAUCUUAGGUUCUUGGGGUAUGUGACGGGUUGGCAGGUUGCCAAGGUCUCGCUGGCUUCUAUCCUCAGCCAGGUGGUGCUGGGCCCUGGGGCUUCUAUGGCGGGAGUUUGGUGGUGGAGGGAGCAAAUCAUUGCGGGCUACUUAAAGGGGAACUAG